This is a messenger RNA of Daktulosphaira vitifoliae (grape phylloxera), 2353 nucleotides long. RefSeq names its product death-associated protein kinase 3-like. Lineage: Eukaryota; Metazoa; Arthropoda; Insecta; Hemiptera; Phylloxeridae. Gene Ontology annotation, cellular component: nucleus. The coding region runs from base 594 to 2135 and encodes 513 amino acids. Gene Ontology annotation, biological process: positive regulation of apoptotic process; protein phosphorylation; intracellular signal transduction. The transcript is spliced from 7 exons. The record is from RefSeq and is a predicted model, not a curated record. Gene Ontology annotation, molecular function: ATP binding; protein serine/threonine kinase activity.
AGCAGUUUUUAAAUAACUUGCGAUUACAAAAUAAUUAUAUAAAUCAUAAUCACUGAUUUAGUACGGAAACUUAUCGUUGUAGUUAAUUAAUGAGAUCACUGUGAGAACUACAGUAGCGAUUGCCCUUGGUUAUGAAACGCAACAAAUAAUUUCUCAGUACACUUAUAUGAGCCAAGCGUAGGAAGACGUCCAUAAAAAUACCGACUAGAAUCUUCUUCGUAGCUUAUUUAAUUCUAUUGUUACUGCCAUAUUAUUACUUCAGUAUUAUCUCCUACUAUGGAAGGUUUUUUUAGUGUUGAUUCAUUCUAUGAAGUUUUGAACUUCAAACAGAACAAAAAUUAUAUAAUUUUAGAAACGAACCCGUUUUUACGGGGAAAUAAUAUUUACUAGGUCAAUUCGCUUCAGUCCGACGUUGUACAUCCUUAGCCACUGGCGAAGUGUUUGCUGCUAAAUUUUCAAAUCGCACUCGGUUCGGUGAAGACUGCAGUCCUGAUAUACAUCAUGAAAUAGCUCUUCUUUCCCUGUGUUCGCCUUCGCCAAGGAUUACCAAAUUACACGACGUUUUCCAAACAGCAAAGCAGCUCAUCAUUGUCAUGGAAUAUGCUCCGGGCGGAGAUUUACAAAAAGUCAUCGACGACGACAACGUGCCGUUCGAGGGUGACGUAGUCAAGUUUGUUCAUCACGUGGUAGAAGGUUUGGCGUACAUGCACCAAAGGAAAAUUGCUCAUCUAGACAUUAAACCUCAAAAUCUAGUUCUGAUGGGCGCGUUCCCCACAUGUGAUGUUAAACUCUGUGAUUUCGAAAUUUCAAGAGUAAUUCUCGAGGGUACCGAAAUUCGAGAGAUUUUGGGGACUCCUGACUAUGUCGCUCCAGAAAUACUGCACUACGAACCGAUUACAUUGGCUGCGGAUAUGUGGUCUCUAGGAGUGACGACUUACGCUCUUCUAACCGGUUUUAGCCCAUUCGGCGGCGAAACAGAUCAAGAAACAUUUUGUAAUAUAUCUAAUGCCGAUAUCGACUUUCCAGAUGAACUUUUUGAAGACGUGUCCGCCGAGGCGAUAGACUUUAUCCGGAAAUUAUUAGUGAGAGAUCCGAGGGAGAGACUUACGGCCAAGGAAUGCUUAAAACACCCUUGGUUGGCCAAUCUUAGGAAAUCGUCGAGCAUCAACAUCUCGGUACCCGCCAGACGUUCAGGUUGCAACACUUGCGCUAAUUCGGUGUCGUCGACGAUACUAUCUAAGCGAACUGGAUUACAACAAUCUUACUUAUCGAAGUCACGGGAAGCUCUAUUCGAAAAAAUCGUUUCCAAGCACAUCCGACAGAAUGAACAGAAAAAGUUUGGGCUACUUGGUGAAUCACAAUAUGUGUCGGCUAGGAUGUGCGAGAGUCACACGUCGUUGGUGUCCCGGUCGAGACACGGAGGUCCUAGAACAUUCAGCAAAUCUAAAGAAAAACUUUACGGGCUUAAGAGCUUGUCUAAGUCACAAGACAUGUUAGACGUUUGCAAAAGUAUUAAAGACUUAAAUGAAGUAGAUAAAAUUGCUACGGUCGGCAGCCUUUUGAUGAGCCUGACGGGAGUGUCAACAUUGCCAAACUCAUUGUGUUCGUCAACGGCAAAUAUAUCGGUUUCGCAAAGUCAUAUACCCGAAAAUGUAUCUGACGCAGCUGAAAGUACCACAGAAGACGAUAAAGAGAAUGUAGAAAGAAAUGGCGAAGUCCCUAGACCUCCAUCACCUGCUAGCAGUAGCAGUAGUAGUACCACAAGUAGUGUCGAACACUUUUACCACUCAGACGAAGAGCCUAGGUUUACAGUAGCACAGCUAGUAAAGGCAUUUAACACACAUCAAGAAGUAGUUACUCAGCGUUCACUAGAAGUUACGAUGAAUACCACAAAUCCAAUUAUCAAAAUACCUCCUCCGAUUGUUGAAACAGGCACAGAUGACCCGAUGUUUAAAUUCCCCACGGGGCCCAAUGCUUUGAGGCUUUUUAUACCAAAUAUUGACAUUGGUGCAGGAAACACAUCAAAAACUAAAAGAACGCGGGACAGACAAGAGCAACCUGACAGCAGAGACGAAGAGAGUGCACCUAGUCCAAAUUCAGAUGACUGUCGCAAACGAACAAUAUUAGAUAAUUGACAAAUAUAAUGAAAAUGUUUGUAAAUUGUAAUUUAUUAAAUGUACAUAAUAGAGUUAGUUAUUAUAUGCCAGUGAUUUUAUAAAUCGAUUAUUUAGUAUAACUAAAUAGACUAUGAGCAUAAAAAUAUUUGAUACUAUUUUUGUACUUAGCAUGUCAUACAUUAUUUCUAGCAAAACAAUAAACGUACCAAAUAUCAAAACGUUGUUCUAUAUUUUAA